Molecule: messenger RNA, 420 nt
Organism: Mesitornis unicolor (brown roatelo)
Lineage: Eukaryota; Metazoa; Chordata; Aves; Mesitornithiformes; Mesitornithidae
Product: putative cyclin-dependent serine/threonine-protein kinase DDB_G0272797/DDB_G0274007
Exons: 4
Source: RefSeq, a predicted model, not a curated record
GCGCUCUCUUGGGAUGGGAUGCUGCUCGGUGCCGUCACAGGCCGGGACAUGGUGGAAAGUGAUGAGCUCAAGGUCACACAGCAUCCAGGCAUCCCCGAGUGGCAGUAUCCACACAAGUACCAGUACCCACACCAGUGCCCACACCAGUACCCACCGUACCAGCACCAGCAUCAGCACCUGCACCAAUACCCACGCCAGUACCAGCACCCGCACCAGUACCAGCACCAGUACCAGCACCCAUACCAGUGCCAGCACCCAUACCAGUACUCACACCAGUGCUGUACCAGUACCCACACCAGUAUCAGCACCCACACAAGUGCUAGCACCUAUAUCAGCACCCAUACCAGUAGCGCAGGAGCCGGUGACGAAGGUGGUGCAAGCGAAUUUGGGGUGGAAGAAGGUGCCAGCAGCACCGUGUGA